AUGAAAGAUAUGGAGUGCAUUCCCGGACCUAAACCCCUGCCGGUAGUAGGAAAUUUGUUCGACAUCGACCUCGAGCAUGGCCUACAAUCUAUUGUCGAAAUGGCCGACGAGUUCGGACCCCUCUUCCAAAUCACCAUCAACGGCAAGAAGCAGAUCUUUGCAACCAGCCAGGCGCUGGUCGAUGAGCUCUGUGACGAAACCCGCUUCCACAAGGCCGUCAUCGCUGGGAUCCAAAAGUUACGAAUGCUGGCCAACGAUGGCCUCUUCACAGCCUACCACGGAGAGCGCGGCUGGGGCAUCGCCCAUCGGAUUCUGAUGCCUGCCUUUGGCCCGCUACGGAUCCGGGACAUGUUCGAUGAUAUGAGCGAUGUCGCACAACAAUUGUGUUUCAAGUGGGCCCGCCAGGGGAGUUCGACCAGUAUCAAUAUCAGCGAUGACUUUACACGCCUCACAUUAGAGACCAUUGCCCUCUGCACGAUGGGCUUCCGGUUGAACAGCUUUUACAACAGCGAGUCUAUGCACCCGUUCGUGAAAUCUAUGCUAUACGUGCUGAAGGAAGCCGACCUCCAGUCCACGCUUCCCGGAAUUGCAAACUCUAUGCGUGUCAAGGCGCAGCGGCACAUGUCCAAGAACAUUGAGGCGAUGAGGAGCAUGGCUGGCGAUAUCAUCAAAGAGCGUAGAGACAAACCGGAGUCGGUUGAUGACCUCCUGAACACACUGCUGAACGGGCGGGACCCAGUCACCGGCGAAGGUAUGAGCGACGACUUGAUUAUCAGCAACAUCAUCACCUUUCUGAUCGCGGGCCAUGAGACCACCUCCGGCCUGCUCUCAUUCACAUUCUAUUAUCUGCUGCAACACCCGCUCGUCUUGGAGGCGGCCCAGAACGAAGUCGAUGAGAUCGCCGGUGUCGACCCGAUCACGGUGCAGCAUCUCGCAAAGCUUCCCUACAUCGACGCCAUCAUGAAGGAGAGUCUGCGCCUGAUGCCCACCGCACCGGGAUUUACCGUAACCCCGAAGAAGCCGGAGGUGCUGGGCGGGAAAUGGAGGAUCAAUCCGGGCCAGUCCGUCAACCUGCUGUUGCCUGUCUGUCUGCGAGACCAGACCGUCUUUAGGCCUGACGCGGGCGAAUUCCGCCCGGAACGAAUGCUAGAAGAGAACUUCUCCAAGCUCCCACCAAACUCGUGGAAGCCCUUUGGCAACGGUGAACGUGGCUGCAUUGGCAGGGUCUUUGCCUGGCAGGAAGCCCAACUGGUGGUUGCCAUGGUCCUUCAAACGUUUGACUUGGUAGCAGAUGACCCGUCCUACGAACUGCGAAUCAAAGAGACUCUCACUAUCAAGCCCGAUGGUUUCCGGGUCCGAGCCAUGUUGCGUCGCGGUCAGAGUGCCACGGGGCUAUCCCAGCGCCGUAUGUCGGCGGGCGCUGCUGCGAGCCUGGCGUCGUCAACUCAUCUCACCGGGAAUGGGAACGGCCAGGAAGCGGCGGGAGGGCAGCCGGUUUCCUUCUUCUACGGCUCUAACAGCGGGACGUGCAAAGCUCUCACCCACCGGCUAGCAUCGACCAUGAUGGCCCGCAGCUUUACCGACCAGAAGCUCGCCCCGCUCGACAGUGCCGUCAACAACCUACCGAGAGAUCAGCCAGUGAUCAUAAUAACCACCACCUACGAUGGGCAGCCCACAGACGAUGCGAAGAAGUUUGUCGCCUGGCUUGAAAGCGGCAAUGUCCCGUCUCUCCAAGGCGUCUUCUAUGCAGUCUUCGGCUGCGGCCACCAAGACUGGACCAAAACAUUCUAUCGCAUCCCGAUCUUGAUCGACAACCUGAUGCACAACGCGGGAGCCACGCGUCUCGCUACGCGAGGCGCCGCCAACGCCGCCGUCGGCGAUCUCUUCUCGGAUCUCGAAGCGUGGGAAGAAACCAGUCUGCUGCCCGCUCUCCGAGAGACAUUUCUUCUAUCCAGCAGCAGCGACAUCGAACCACUCGACCUGCACCAACUCCAAAUCAGCCUCUGCAAGCCAACCAGGGUGGAAAUGCACCAGGGGCUCGUCGAGGCCAAGGUGACCGCUAUCCGGAAACUAAGCAGCACCGGGACCCCGGAGAAGCGACAUAUAGAAUUCCACAUCCUAGGCGAAGCGACCCUGCGCCCAGGCGAUCAUCUCAAUGUCCUCCCGGUCAAUCCGCCCAGCGCGGUCUCAAGAGUCCUGGCUCGAUUCCAUCUCGCACCGGAUCACGGCAUCACGAUCAAGUCGUUCAACACGCUCGGUCUGCCCCACGCCACCCCUGUAUCGGCGGCCGAGCUGUUCAGCUCGUAUCUAGAGCUGUCCCAACCGGCAACGCGAAAUAAUCUCAAAGCGCUCGCCUUAUCCGCACCGUCAGAUGGAGACAAACGAGACUUGCUCCGUUUCUACGAUUCCUACGAUUCACUCAUCCGAGAUAAGCGCGUCUCAGUAUUGGACCUCCUCGAACAAUUCCCUACCGUCCCACUCCCUAUUGCCGCAUUUAUCUCCAUGCUCCCCGCUUUGCGCGUUCGCACGUAUUCCCUUUCCACAGCCCCCUCCUUCAAACCCUCGCACGGUUCGUUCACCUUCUCCGUGGUCAACGAGCCAGCAUGGAACGGCAAUGGCCGGUAUCUGGGCGUCGGAUCAAACUAUCUCGCUUCGCUCACAUUAGGGUCUAUUCUCUACAUAUCUCCGCGACCAGCCAAAGAAGCUUUCCAUCUCCCGACGGACCAGUACAGCACACCGAUCAUCAUGGCCUGCGCUGGCAGCGGCCUUGCCCCCUUCCGCAGCUUUAUCCAAGAACGCAUGUUCUGGUUGCAACAGGGCAAACCACUCGCAAAGGCGCUGUUGUUCUUCGGCUGUCGCGGUCCCCACCUGGAUGAUCUUUACGACGAGGAAUUAUCCGAAUUUGAAUCUGCGGGCGUGGUUAAGGUUCGGAGGGCGUACAGCAAAGCCCCGGACCACUACCUGGCCAAGGGAUGCCGGUAUGUGCAACACCGGCUGGCGGCAGAAACCGAGGCCAUCCAGGAUCUGUGGGCUCGGAACGCGACAAUCUAUGUCUGCGGUUCGGGGGAUCUCGCCAAAGGAGUCAAGGCCGUGUUCGAGAAUAUGCUGGGGACGUUGUCUGAGGAGCGAUAUGUUACGGAGAUUUUCUAG
This is a messenger RNA of Penicillium canescens, 3150 nucleotides long. Its product is annotated as bifunctional cytochrome P450/NADPH--P450 reductase. NCBI's taxonomy places the organism in Eukaryota, Fungi, Ascomycota, Eurotiomycetes, Eurotiales, Aspergillaceae. The record is from RefSeq and is a predicted model, not a curated record. Gene Ontology annotation, molecular function: iron ion binding; NADPH-hemoprotein reductase activity; flavin adenine dinucleotide binding. The transcript has 5 exons. Bases 1 to 3150 code for a protein of 1049 amino acids. Gene Ontology annotation, cellular component: cytosol.